Gamsiella multidivaricata is the source of this 355-nucleotide messenger RNA. RefSeq lists its product as uncharacterized. NCBI's taxonomy places the organism in Eukaryota, Fungi, Mortierellomycota, Mortierellomycetes, Mortierellales, Mortierellaceae. The coding region runs from base 68 to 349 and encodes 93 amino acids. The transcript has a single exon. The record is from RefSeq and is a predicted model, not a curated record.
UCUCUUGCUUCAUGUAACCUCUAUAGCCACGACCACUACUUCUGCGACCCUCCCGCUCCUUGUUAGUAUGACUCUGCCUAAGCCUACUCUUGCUGUCCCCAUUGGUCAGCCCCCUAGUUCUGCGGUUGGAGGACCCGCCGUGCCUACUCCUGCUCAAGCUGUUCCUCACCCAGACAAGCCGAACAGCACAGAAGGCUUCAUAAUCACUAUGGCAAGCCUCUGCCGGCGCCCCAUCCUGGCGAGCGUCACCCCAAGCCUGUCCACGCCAAGCCUGUUCAGCCCAAGUCGUUCCACCUCCCGGUUUACCUACCCUAAAUGUAGUGCCGUAGAUGACAGAGACAGAACAUAGAGGCGG